AUGCAAAGACCUAAUGCCGUGUUCCUGUCCCAAACCCUGCCACAAAGUCUCUGGUUGAUCUGCAAAUACCAGGAACCCGCUAGAAAUAACCAGGUCACUACGAUGCCUUCCGUUCCAGACGCCGAGAUCUAUCCCGAAGCCAGCGGACCAGCAAAAGCGCUGGUCGACAGGCAUCAGGCGGAGCAGCCUUUGAAGCUUCAUGCGGGGUGGUUUUGUUCUUUAGUCCCCACGCUCGCUUGUCCUACGGGACAGAGCGACGGAAAUGACCUCAAGCUCAAGUCAUUCAUCCUGGAGUACUAUGAAGAAGCUUAUCCCGAUCAUCAGCCGCGUCUGCUUCCUGGAGACCCCUACGAGAAAGCCCGCGCAAAGGUCUGGAUGGAUUUUGUAACGACCUGGGUGAUUCCCGCGCUCCAUUGCUUCCUGCAGUACCAGCCUCAGUCCAAGGACGAGGACGUGGCUACUGAGACUGACAAGGUCCGCCAGGAGUUUCUGGCCCGUCUGAAGGAGUCGACCAAAGAGAUGCAUCCCGGGGGACCAACUUUUCUUGGGGAAUCGGAUUUCAAUGCCUGA
Aspergillus fumigatus Af293 is the source of this 570-nucleotide messenger RNA. RefSeq lists its product as uncharacterized. The transcript is spliced from 2 exons. NCBI's taxonomy places the organism in Eukaryota, Fungi, Ascomycota, Eurotiomycetes, Eurotiales, Aspergillaceae. Bases 1 to 570 code for a protein of 189 amino acids. Gene Ontology annotation, cellular component: cytoplasm. The record is from RefSeq and is a predicted model, not a curated record.